GUUGAAGAAAGGAUUAUAAGAUUAUUCUCCACCUGAAAACAGCAUUCAAGUGGUAGACCCCAAGAUUUAGGAGACCUCUUUUUGUUAAAAAUCUUAUCAUAGCAUCAUACUUUUCCCCUACCUUCACCUUUUUCUCCUCAAUAUAUCAAACAAAUCUUAUAUCCCCUCUUCACCAUCUCUCUCUCUCUCUCUUUCUAUCUCUCUCUCUCUCAAAAAAAAAAAAAAGAGCUCCUAAAAUGGUUUUGGAUGUUUCAAAUGGGGAAAAAGACGAUACGGUUUCCCUUGAUUACAAAGGAAACCCAGCUGACAACUCGAAAACUGGUGGUUGGCUUGCAGCCGGACUAAUUUUAGGGACUGAGCUGUCUGAGAGAAUAUGUGUGAUGGGUAUAUCGAUGAAUUUGGUGACAUAUUUGGUGGGGGAAUUGCAUCUUUCAUCAUCAAAAUCUGCAAACACUGUGACAAAUUUCAUGGGAGCUUUAAACAUUUUAGCCCUUUUUGGUGGGUUUUUGGCUGAUGCUAAAUUUGGACGUUACCUCACCAUUGCUAUAUUUGCAUCUAUAUGUGCUGUGGGGGUGACACUGUUGACAUUAGCAACAAGCAUUCCAGGCAUGAGGCCACCUCAUUGUGAUCAACCUAGGAAACAACAAUGCAUAGAAGCUUCCGGAAGCCAACUAGCAAUGCUUUAUGUUGCACUUUACACAAUCGCGUUAGGUGGAGGGGGUAUAAAGUCAAACGUUUCGGGUUUCGGGUCAGACCAAUUUGACAUUUCUGACCCUAAAGAGGAGAAAAAAAUGGUUUAUUUUUUUAACCGGUUUUAUUUCUGUAUAAGUCUCGGGUCCCUUUUUGCGGUUACUGUGUUGGUGUAUAUACAAGACAAUGUGGGACGCGGUUGGGGGUACGGGAUUUCGGCGGGUACGAUGAUUGUGGCGGUUGUCGUGUUGGUUUGUGGGACCGCUUUGUAUCGGUUUAAGAAACCGCAAGGAAGCCCGUUGACGGUUAUUUGGAGAGUCGUGUUUUUGGCUGUUAAAAAUCGGAAGCAGACUUAUUCAAAUCCCGAGUUUUUAAAUGAUUAUAGCAACUCCAAAGUUCCACACACAAAGAGAUUCAGGUGUCUUGACAAGGCUGCAAUACUAGAUGAAUACGCGUCUUCAGAAGAAAACCGAAACAAUCCAUGGAUAGUGUCAACCGUGACACAAGUUGAGGAGGUCAAAAUGGUCAUAAAUUUAAUCCCGAUAUGGUCAACAUGUAUUCUAUUUUGGACUGUGUACUCACAAAUGAACACUUUCACAAUAGAGCAAGCUACUUUAAUGAACCGAAGCGUCGCGGGUUUUAGCAUACCCGCAGGGUCGUUUUCGGUAUUUCUCUUCAUAUCAAUUCUCCUAUUCACAUCUCUGAACGAAAGGGUGGUUAUCCCUAUAGCGAGAAAGAUAACUCAUGAUCCAAAAGGGUUGAGAAGUUUACAAAGAAUUGGGAUUGGGCUUGUUUUAUCGGUUGUAGGUAUGGUGGCGUCUGCAGUUGUUGAAAAGAGACGAAGGGUAAUGCAUGGAAAAAUGACAGAAAUUUCCGCUUUUUGGUUGGUUCCUCAAUUUUUCUUGGUGGGAGCGGGUGAGGCGUUUGCUUAUGUGGGACAACUUGAGUUUUUCAUAAGGGAAGCACCCGAGAGGAUGAAGUCCAUGAGUACAGGGUUGUUUUUGAGUACUUUGGCUAUGGGGUAUUUCAUGAGCAGUGUGUUGGUGUCGUUGACAGAUAUGGCGACUAAUGGGAGUUGGCUUACAAAUAAUUUGAACAAAGGUAAAUUGGAGAAUUUCUAUUGGUUGCUUGCGAUUCUAGGAGCAAUAAACUUUUUCGCUUUUUUGGUUUUGGCAUCGAGGCAUCAGUAUAAAGUGCAAAACUUUAUUGGGCCUAAAAGUGAAAAAGAGAUUGAGAAUUGGGGUAUUGAAAUGGUUGAUGAUGUAGAAGUGAAGAAGGCUGUUAUGGGUGGGAAGGAAGAAGCUUAAGAGUGUGUGUUUGUGUGUGUGUUUAGAUAGUUUAUAUAGUUUUGGUGGUAGAUGUUUUAUGUUGAUUUGAGUUGUUUUUAUAUGAUUGGUGAAAAAGGGUAUUUGUAAGAUAUUAUUAAUACACACCCUUUCUUUGUAAUUCCCAUUCUCUUUAGCAUUCUUAAAUUGCAUAAUUGCAUAACUUUUAAUUAGUUUA
Messenger RNA from Lactuca sativa (garden lettuce), 2193 nucleotides. RefSeq names its product protein NRT1/ PTR FAMILY 6.4. Gene Ontology annotation, molecular function: transmembrane transporter activity. Gene Ontology annotation, biological process: transmembrane transport. Gene Ontology annotation, cellular component: membrane. Lineage: Eukaryota; Viridiplantae; Streptophyta; Magnoliopsida; Asterales; Asteraceae. The record is from RefSeq and is a predicted model, not a curated record.